This is a messenger RNA of Oppiella nova, 266 nucleotides long. The record is from the annotation of a GenBank genome assembly. Lineage: Eukaryota; Metazoa; Arthropoda; Arachnida; Sarcoptiformes; Oppiidae.
AAAUGAAGUUUUUUAUAUUAAUGUUAUCAUUUGUUUUGCUCAUUCAGUUGUGUCUGUGUCAGAGACAAGGGAUGUAUAAAGUAAAGGGCGAUUAUCUGGACGUUCCCGUGAGGGCCAGCUAUAAGAUAAUGGGUAACGAUGACGACGGCUUCCUGGAGGACGGCAUUAUUGUCAAAACUAAAGGCUCCGGAUAUAUUGACCCACGAUUUAAGAAUAGAGAUCCCUAUAGAGGCAGUGCCUCACAGAUAAUAUACGGCCGGCCAGGU